AUGUUUCAGCCUCCUCAAAGAUAUCUCUGCCCUGUUCACAGUAAAGAUAUUGAGCUCAUUUGCAAGACAUGUCGACAGUCGGCCUGUGUUGUUUGCUUGGUCGCCACACACAACAGACAUGAUAUGAUGCUAGCCUCCGAGAGGGUUGAAGCCAACAAACGAGUUCUGAGUAAGAUGAUAGCGUCCAAUGAUGAGAAAAUAAAGGAACUCGACGUGAACAUAAUGAAGAUUCAGGAAGAAAUUACUAAAGAGGUUGUUAAAGAAAUUAAAAAUUAUUUAAUGAGAGCAGUGGAUGAUUUUCUGACCAGCAAGCUUCAUCCAUAUUUGAAACCAUUCCAGCAACUGCGGGACAAUCUAACAGAUUAUAAACACAAAUUAGAGGAUGUCAAAUACUUAACUGAUAAUGAGGUCGUGGAAGAUGAAGUCCUGGUUGAUUUCAAAAUAACGAAAAAAUUUGAGUAUCCAAUUUAUCAAGUAGACUACCAGAAGAUGCAAGACAACUUUCGGCUGUUUCCACAAAUUUUUCAAAACUCAAUUAAGAAGAUUUGUGUUGGACGUGACUUCGUUACUCUGGUUAAAGAAAUCAAAUGUGGAGUGCCUGUGACGUGUUUCACUAUCUCAAACGACAAACUUUACAUUUUUUCAGGAAACGAGUUUAUCACAAAAGACCUCCUUAAUCCCGAAGAAGUUUCAACUGAAAAUAUCGGUGACGGCUUUCUAAAUCUAGGAGACAUUUUGAGUUGUGAUGAUAACUUUUAUUAUUAUUACGACGAUAUGAUUCAAAACAUUUUUAAGGAAAAGAUUUACAGUCCUAUUGCAGAUUUGAGUAGUAGAAUGAAAGUAAAUGGUCUAGAAUUCCUAGAAAUAAGAAACAUAAAUUGCUUCUCUCUAGCCGGGAAAAAUAUUUUGGCUGCUAGUAACGGCGCACUUUACGAAAUUGAAAGUAACUCUUUGCAAGAAUCAAGCAUUUUUAAAAGUUUUAUUGAUAUGAACACGUAUAUCUUUCAAGUUUUAAAGAUGAACUGUGAAAAACUUGUGAUAGCCUCAGAGAGCGGUCUUGGUUUAUUCAUAUGUAACAACCUUUAUAAAAACACACCAAAUGGUUUUGAUUUAGAUUUGGGACAGGGUGCACAACAAACUCUUACUUGGCAAGAACUUUUCCGUGUUUCAGGCGUGUAUAUUUUCCGAACACGUGAUGGCUUUUCAGACCAAUAUACCGGAAUGACAAAAGCUUACUUGUCUCAUGACAUUUACGACAACAUAUACGUCAUCAGUGAUUGCCUUCAAAGUGAAAUUUUAAUUCUUGAUAAAAAUCUAAAAUAUUUUUUGAAAAUACAAACAUUUGAUAAUCCCAAAAAGACCCUAAUAACUAGCCAAAACAUACUGUACGUUAGUUAUGUCGGCGGUAACUUUAUCGCCGUAUACAAAAUCAAAGGAACUGAAACUGAAGAAUCGCUGUGCUUAGAAACCGAAAAUGAAGAAGCCGAGGCGUAA
Helobdella robusta is the source of this 1494-nucleotide messenger RNA. RefSeq lists its product as hypothetical. The coding region runs from base 1 to 1494 and encodes 497 amino acids. Gene Ontology annotation, molecular function: zinc ion binding. Lineage: Eukaryota; Metazoa; Annelida; Clitellata; Rhynchobdellida; Glossiphoniidae. The record is from RefSeq and is a predicted model, not a curated record. The transcript has 2 exons.